Messenger RNA from Callorhinus ursinus (northern fur seal), 2031 nucleotides. It is a transcript of the gene RGP1, whose product is annotated as RGP1 homolog, RAB6A GEF complex partner 1. The record is from RefSeq and is a predicted model, not a curated record. NCBI's taxonomy places the organism in Eukaryota, Metazoa, Chordata, Mammalia, Carnivora, Otariidae.
UUUCCGGCCGGAAGGCGCUCGGUCGGGAAGGGGACUGAAGGGAAGUCCCGCCUCUGCCGCGGACAUCGGCACGCACUGGGCCUGGUCCUGCCGGGGAGGGCAGAUCUGAUUCCGGAGCUGCCAUGAUUGAAGUGGUAGCAGAGCUGAGCCGAGGUCCUGUGUUUCUGGCGGGGGAGGCGCUGGAGUGUGUAGUGACGGUCACCAACCCCCUGCCCCCCACGGCCACUUCUGCAUCCAGUGAGGCUCUGGCCUGGGCCAGUGCCCAAAUCCACUGCCAGUUCCAUGCGAGUGAGAGUCGAGUAGCACUACCUCCCCCUGACUCCAGUCAGCCAGACGUCCAGCCGGAGAGCCAGACUGUCUUUCUACCGCACCGAGGUGAGAGAGGUCAGUGUAUCCUUUCCACUCCACCAAAAAUCCUUUUCUGUGAUCUGAGGCUAGAUCCCGGAGAGUCCAAAUCAUACUCCUACAGUGAAGUGCUGCCCAUAGAGGGACCACCGUCCUUUCGGGGUCAGUCAGUCAAGUAUGUCUACAAACUGACCAUUGGCUGCCAGCGUGUCAACUCACCCAUCACUUUACUCAGGGUUCCUCUGAGGGUUCUUGUGCUGACAGGCCUUCAAGAUGUCCGGUUUCCCCAGGAUGAGGCUGUAGCCCCAUCUAGUCCAUUCUUGGAGGAGGAUGAAGGUGGGAAGAAGGAUUCAUGGCUAGCUGAGCUGGCUGGGGAGCGUCUCAUGGCUGCCACAUCCUGCCGCAGCCUCCAUCUAUACAAUAUCAGUGAUGGCCGAGGAAAAGUUGGGACAUUUGGCAUCUUCAAAUCUGUAUACAGACUCGGCGAGGAUGUGGUGGGGACCUUAAACUUAGGGGAAGGAACUGUAGCUUGUUUGCAGUUUUCAGUAAGCUUACAGACUGAGGAACGUGUACAGCCCGAGUACCAGAGGCGCCGCAGGACGGGGGGUGUCCCCUCUGUGUCUCAUGUGACUCAUGCCCGGCACCAGGAGUCCUGCCUGCAUACAACCAGAACCAGCUUCUCUCUCCCCAUCCCUCUCAGCUCCACCCCAGGCUUCUGCACAGCCGUUGUGUCCCUGAAGUGGCGAUUGCAUUUUGAAUUUGUAACAUCGCGAGAACCAGGUUUGGUGCUCCUACCUCCCUUGGAACAGCCCGAGCCUGUCACCUGGACUGGGCCUGAGCAAGUGCCUGUAGACACCUUCAGCUGGGACCUCCCCAUCAAGGUGCUGCCCACAAGCCCUACCCUGGCCUCAUACGCAGCCCCAGGCCCCAGCACCAGCACCAUAACCAUCUGAAACUGGCUCACCGUGACACUGUCUUUCUUCAGGAUACUAAGAACUCAGCAUCUGGACUCUAGUAGGGCCCAUUUUCCCCAUGCGGGGUCCAAUGGCACGGACAGUGAGAGGCAGGCUUUCAGCUGUAGCAUUAAUUUAUUUAUUCAGAAUAAAUUGGCAGCUGCUAGUGGUUUCCCUGGAAGUGGCAGCAGCAGUGGGCAGUCAGCAGAAGGGUGAUCAGUUGAGUUUAGCUGGAGUGGGGAGCAGGAGCCCCAGGAGCAGGGGUAUUAGCUGAGCCCCAUUCUGGGUCGGGCCCUCCGCCUUUGCAGGGCAGCCGAGGGUCAGAUUUUUGCACCAGGGAGAACUGGCAGGUUCCUGCCUCCUGACGUACCUCACAGCCCGCAGGAAAGUCGAUGGGAUGCUGGGACCUGGGGAACCAAAGGAUGGGAAAGGAGUCAGCACAGCGAAGGGCCACCUUUAUCCCUGCCCCACACUUGCUCUCUGCCAGCAUUCCUCCCCUAUCUUUAGUGCCCUCUUGGUCCCCCUAACUAAGCUCUCGCCUACCAGAUACGGAUUUUUUCAUUUCAUAGCAGAAAUAUUCUCCGUCCAGACCCACCCCUACAUCCCCUCACUUUGUAGCCUGCAGCCUUAUCUCUCAAACUCUUGUUGGUACCUUCGGGUUCGGCCAGCCUCCUACCACUGUUCUGUUCAUUGUCACAUCACAGCAAUAUGGUUACGCCCUGGCCAGCCCUCA